AUGGCAGCUCUCGAUGUCAAUGGUCCCUUGCCCGAGCUGGCUGAGCAGCAGCCGGACGAUCUCAUCCCCGAGUCCCGGGUCCUCAUUAUCAUGACCGGUGGUACGAUUUGUAUGCGACAGUCCCCAUCAGGCUUCAUUCCUGCCAGAGGAUUCCAGGAGCAAUGUCUGGCCCGCGUGCCGACCUUCAACGAUGGUUCGCACCCGAGCAUGAUGGAUGUAGUGGUCAACUCAGCCGGAGAGAUCAAAGGACAUCCCACUCUCCGCACACCACCGACUGCCUAUGGGCGACGGGUGCGGUACACUGUCUUCGAGUUCGAAGAGCUCCUCGAUAGCAGUUCUAUCGAUGCGAAAGGUUGGGCUCAGAUCGCUCACACUGUUGAACGAAACUACACCCUUUUCGAUGGCUUCGUCGUCCUCCACGGAACAGACAGUCUCGCAUACACAUGCUCGGCGCUCAGCUUCAUGUUGCAAAACCUUGGAAAGCCCGUCAUCCUGACUGGAGCGCAAGCGCCCAUGCUGGAGUUGCAGAAUGAUGCCACCGAUAAUCUUCUCGGAUCACUGGUUGUGGCUGGCCAUUUCAUGAUCCCCGAAGUGUGUCUGUAUUUCAACAACCGACUGUUCCGUGGCAACCGGUCGAUCAAGGUCGCAGCCAGUGAUUUCGCUGCCUUUGACUCGCCGAACUGCCCCCCGCUGGCGGUGACAACCUCCAUGCGGACCAACGUGAACUGGGAGCUGGUCAACCGACCGAAGAGCCUGGAACAUUUCCGUAUCCAAACCAACCUCGACACCACCCAUGUGGCGUGUCUUCGUAUCUUCCCUGGUAUCAAGCCGGAGAUGGUCGACGCCGUGCUGAAGCUCGAAGGGCUCCGUGGUUUAGUGUUGGAGACGUUUGGCGCCGGUAACGCACCCAGCGGUCAAGACAAUGCCAUGACCAACGUAUUGGCCGCCGCUAUCAAGCGAGGAAUCGUAAUCGUGAACGUCACGCAGUGCCUGACAGGAAGCGUCAGCCCCGUCUAUGCCCCAGGCAUGAGUCUCUCGCGCGCGGGAGUCGUCGCCGGACUCGAUCUGACCACCGAAGCCGCACUAACCAAGAUGUCAUAUCUCCUCGCUCUUCCGGAUUCCACCCCAGAAUGGGUCGCGAAGAAAAUGUCCGUAUCUCUUCGCGGCGAAUUGACCGAGGUCUCGCAGCCCGUAUUUCGCCAUCCGGACGGGGCGCUCCCUGAGCGUGUUCAGUCCCUCACGGUGCUCGGAUACGCCAUUGCGCAGGGUGAUCUUGAGCGCGUGGAGGAGAUUGUGGCCCGAGAACACCAAUGGUUAUUGAAUGACGCCGACUACUCGGGCAACACACCUAUCCACCUCGCAGCAACUUCACCCUCAGUUGAGAUUCUCCGAUACUUGCUUCUCCAGGGUGGCUCCGUGCACUUGCGAAACCGCAAUGGUCGGACGCCGCUGUUCCUGGCGGCCAACGCAGGAUUCUCGGAGCACGUGCUGCUGCUACGCAAGUCUGGAGCGCAUCUGCACUCUGACGAACGCACGGCGGCGCAGUUGUUGGCCCGGCGCCGACCUGGCGUCUGGGGGUUGGCGGGGAUUGGGCCGCGUGAGGUGAGUGAGCGCGAGAUGGAGGAACUGGAGGACUCGAGUGAUUCUAUAGGACGUAUGGCGCAGCGAGUGAUGGCGGGAUCGGCGCCUUGA
Molecule: messenger RNA, 1692 nt
Organism: Aspergillus luchuensis
Lineage: Eukaryota; Fungi; Ascomycota; Eurotiomycetes; Eurotiales; Aspergillaceae
Product: putative lysophospholipase
Exons: 3
Coding region: 1-1692 (563 amino acids)
Molecular function (GO): asparaginase activity; protein binding
Source: RefSeq, a predicted model, not a curated record